UUUUAUUUUUCGUUGCUAUUGCCUUUUUCUCUAUAUUUUAAAUGACAUCAGAAUUUAUUGUUCCAGGUAUACUGACAGACAUCCAGGGUUACUUCCACAUAGGCAAUAGCGAUGGCGGGUUACUACAGACAGCCUUCGUGCUAAGUUACAUGAUUUUCGCGCCUCUGUUCGGUUACCUUGGUGACAGAUACAGUAGGCGGUGGAUCAUGGCUGCUGGGGUCUUUUUGUGGAGUCUCACGACUUUGUGUGGCUCCUUUAUGACCCAAUUCUGGUGGUUCGUCUUCUUCAGAGCCCUUGUUGGUAUCGGAGAGGCCAGCUACUCCACGAUAGCUCCAACGAUCAUCAGUGAUCUGUUCGUUGGGGAUGUCAGGUCAAAAAUGUUGGCCUUGUUUUACUUCGCCAUUCCAGUUGGAAGCGGUUUAGGUUACAUAGUAGGUAGCGAGACAGUGAAAGCCAUGGACCACAAGUGGCAAUGGGCGCUACGUGUGACCCCAGCUUUAGGUCUGAUCGCUGUAGUGCUGAUCAUCAUAGCUCUGGAAGAACCUGAAAGAGGCCAGAGCGAAGGUAGUGGCCAUAUGGAACCAACGCCUUGGACUGAAGAUAUUAAAGAUAUUGUACAGAAUCGUAGUUUUAUGUUUUCCACUGCCGGUUUCACCUGUGUUGCCUUCGUCGCCGGUGCCUUGGCUUGGUGGGGACCCACUUUCAUCGAAAUGGGCAUCAUGCUGCAAGCUGGAGGACAAACAGUUGAUUCAGAUAGUACGUCGUUCAUCUUUGGCGCGAUCACGAUGGUCGCCGGUAUCGCGGGCCUCUCAUUGGGCGCGAUGCUCAGCCAAUGGCUGAAGCCCACGUACCGCAGAUGCGACCCAAUCAUCUGCGGCUGCGGCCUGAUCUUCAGCGCGCCGUUUCUUCUUGCCACGACGUACGCCUGCACCAGGGACACGCUGCUCUGCUACGUUUUGCUGUUCAUUGGACAAGUGCUGCUUAACUUGAACUGGGCGAUAGUCAGUGAUAUACUGCUGUACGUAGUACUGCCAACCAGACGAUCGACAGCUGAGGGCUUCCAACUGCUUGUGUCACAUGCCCUAGGGGAUGCAGGCAGUCCCUACUUAAUAGGAGUUUUAUCAGAAGCAUUUAUCAUUGGAAUGAAGGAUAACAAUGAAAGUCCAGAUGUUAAUAAGUUCAAAUCGCUGCAGUAUGCGUUGUUUUCGACGUGUUUCGUCGAAGUGAUAGGUGGUCUGUUCUUCCUUAUCACAGCUUUCUACAUUGUCAAGGACAAACAUAAAGUUGAAGAAGCUGUACAUGGCACAACACAUCACGAGCAAAUAGUACAGGAAGAACAAGUACCGAUGGGUAAUGAUGUAAAAUAAGAGCAGGGAAUUCCAGACAGCUGCUAGUGAACAACGCUGACACUGACCAAUCCUGAUUCGUAGUGUAUUAAUUUAUUUGAGAAAAUGGAAAGUUCUUUCGAAUUUGAAUCGUCUGUCCGUUGAUUUACUUGAUGUGCGUGUUUGUGAAUGUAUGUCGAACUCCGUACUAUACCACGAUAACUAUUUAAAAGACGUUUUGUACUAUUUGUAACAUAAUGCUUAUUCUGUACAUAAUAAUGUGUUCUUUAAGGUAGGAACACAUCGUCAUGUCAUCUGAACUCACGAGCUCAAACUGACUAGAUAUAAUAAACUCACGGUGGAACCCUGCUUACGCAAAUAGGGGCGUGUAUUUAGGAAUAUAUUAGUGCCACCUUAGACAGCCAUGCUUCCAUCAAUUUAUAUUUUGAUACGUGAGUUUGCGUAAUGGCUCAUGAGUUUACAUGACAUAACCAUAAUGUUUUCCGCCUUUAUAAUUGAGUAUUUUCAAGGGAAUUUCGGUGGAAAGUGAUUCCUUGCAAGUAAUCAGAUUCACUCUAUACAAUACUUUGUUAAAAAACAAGAAGUUGAAUUGUUGAGUAACUAAUGAAAUGACAUAUAGGUUUAUUUGAACAGUCGUUUUUUUGGGCGGGAUUCUUAUACACCAAAUAACUCAAGGCUCAGAGACUUUUUCUGCACCUUUCCUUGGAGAGAUGUUUGUCUCGCUGACCCGGCUGGCUGUUCGUCAAUAACCGAAAUUAUCCACGUUAGGAUGUAGGAAGACAUCGUGAGACACUGCUCGUCGGCAGAAGAAUGAGAUAGAUAGAACCUUCUUACACUGUAGAGAUAAUACCUAGCCUCGGUGCUGCCACUCCUACUACGUUAUCCAUACUCGAUGAUAUUCAGGAGGGAUAUGCGACUCAAUGACUGUUCUCUAGCUGACAGUCUCGUGUUCCUUUCGCACUGAGCGGCUUUCAGCGAUGUAGCUCUCUUCUACCUCCUCUCUCACCGUGUCCAACUUCGUACAGCCUAACCUGGCAGAUACGACCGCUCCUUUGUCCCUAGGGUAUCGAGAUUCUGGAACAGUCUACCCGAGGAGGUUUUUCCCAGUUCUACAAACCUUAGGCAGUUCAAAAAUCGGAUUAACAAUUUUCUUUAAGCUCCUCAUAUAACAGCCGCGAUGGCCUAUUAUUUAGGCUACUGCCUGCGCUGCUGCUUCGGUAUAAAAAAACUGGAUGUAAUCCACUAAAAGCUAAAGCUUGCGUUACUUAUAUGCUGGUAUCUAUAACGUAUUGAUAAUAUCGACUUUGUCCGUCCGAUCGACCAUGUUUCAUGCUUACUAUAAAUCAUCAGCACGGUGCGAGUCUCGAGGCAGGACAAUGAACGAAGCAAACGCAUCCUCAUCAAAGGUAUAAAUUCGAAAUACGACAGCACAAAGUGCAUCUAUUUGCCAUCUCAUAUAUUUCCAAUUUUUUUUAAUGUCUGUAUUUUUAAAUCGACGUAUGUACUUUGGAGGGUGGGUGUUUAGUAUGUUAAUUAUGUAUGAUGAGUUAGAUAUGCCAGGAAAAACAGCAUAACAUGUUGAUGCAGUUGUUGAUGAAAAUAAGGAUUUUCUUGCACAAAUUUCACGAUCUCUGUAACGAAACAUCACAUAUUUUUUCGAAAGACUAUGUUCAGGAGCUGCCUCUGUUGAAAGCAACAAAUUUGUGGACAUUUUUAGAUGUAUUUACAAAGCAAGAUUCUACAAGAAGGAAAACCCCCAAUUUUGCCGUAAUACUUGUUUGUCUAUUGAGGCGAUCUUCUGCAAAACAACAUGUUAUGCGGUUUGUUUAACCCGAAAUGAUUCAGCAGUAUUAAGAAGCUAAGCACAAUAGUAUUUUCUAGUCGGUUUAUUUCUACUUGUUGGAAUUCAGUCAUAGUUACAACUGAUGUUAUAUUUUUGGGCAGCUAUAUAACGAUAGUAUAGUCUGAUUUUUUUAGUUGAAUUUAUCAAGCAUUUCCAUGUAAAGCUGCCAGAAAAAACUCUGACUCAACUUAAAAAUACGGACCAAACACCAGAUGACAUCUGGCUGUAAGGCCUUAUCUUUAAAAUUCCAUAAUAUGUGGUCGUUUUCGAUACUAUGUGUAUUUUUUGCGAUCCUUCGUAUCAAUUUAUUAUAGAUAAUUAUCAACUUAUUAUUCAUUGAUUACGAUCUGAAUUGAUAAACAUUGAGAUUAUGCAUCGUCAUCUUUUCCUUGAAAUAAUAAAAUGCUAGAUUCAAAGAUAAGUGUGUUAUUUGUUAAAGAUAAAAUAUUGUGUUAGUCGUAGCUAUGAUGAAUAUCAACACAUUUUUUACAAGGCCAUUAUUGAGUAUGACACACACACAUUAUUCUUUAGAUAUCAUGUGAUGAAUCUAUUUUUUGUAAUAGUCCACUUCAUGAAAUCAUGAUAUACUAGUCAUGUUCCAACUUCAAGAAAUUUCCGAAAAACAUCAUUUUCAUGUUCAUGAUUUGAAAGUCUCAUAUAUCAUCAACGCUUUUAGAUCAGUCAAGAUAAAUGUUAGUUAUGUUCAAAAUUAUACAUUACCAUUGAUUGACUUCUUCUACCUGAGGAUAUGCUCAUAUAUUUGGCUACAGCACCAUCUUUGAGACACUAACCUUUUCAAAACAGAAUUCUAAUGAAACCGAACAUGAUGCUUUCGUCCAUCCGACCAAAAAGACAGCCAACCAUGGACAGCUGUUUCGUGCUUCUUAGCUACUCAUCAGCAUGGUCUAGGCUUGCUGUUUUGUCUCUGGACGAACUAACGAAAGCACUGCAAGUACCCUCUAUACCGGAGGUAGGGCUUAUCGAAAUAAGACAACGCAAAGCGUCAUCUAUCAGACCAGAUUUCUAAUUAUUGGGGAAAGGAGAAUUAUGUGACAAAUUCUCAUUGAUGAUCCGUGGUAUCUUAUUUCAUCUAGGAUAUCUUGCCUUUCUUAAGGUAUGAUACGUUAAUCAAUGCCUUUAGCCAUAAUUUUCGGCAAGAUAUUUGGGAUUAUUCAAAGGGUAAAUUAAAAUUGAGCGUGAAGGUCAAGACGAUUUUUUCAAAUGUAACCCUAUACUUUUGUCUCCGAAAGCAGAUAGAGCGGAAAAUUUUACAUUUAAAUAAGUGCUUUGGUAAACAUUACUUUGUCCUUAACCGUCCUUAUGGAUCUAUGAACGUCCUAAUCAAGGUCACCGUGAGAAACCCUCGUUUGAAAAGAUUUCAUGAAUCUUUCUGAAGUUAGAUAAAAGAUAUAGGUAUGGCUAUCCAGCGGAGACCUUAACCAUGACCUUUAAGGUCAAAUCGUGUUCAGGGCUAUUUUGUCUAGUUACCUGUACUUUGACCACGAAAAUAAAAUUGUUUUUACUUUGAACGUCCUGGUCAAGGUCAUCGUAAAAAACGUCUAUUUGAAGUGAAUUGAGAUUUUUUUCUAAGGAUAAAGUGUAACAAUUCAAAGGGUAAAUUAAAACUAAAAUAGUUUAGGAUUUUUCCUUCGCUAUUCAGGAGUAACUUUGAGCGUGGAGGUCAAGACGAUCUUUUAAAAUUUAACCCUAUACUUGUGUCCUCGAAAGCAGAUAGAGGGGAAAAUUUUACGUUUAAAUAAGUGCUUUGGUAAACAUCACUUUGACCUUCAACGUCAUAAUCAAUCAAGGUCACAGUGAAAAACUCUUUUUUGAAAAGAUUUCAUGGAUCUUUCUGAAUUUAUAUAAAAAAUAAAGACAUUGUUGGUAAUGUAACACGUUGUCCUGGCUAUGCAGCGGAGGGCUUAACUCUUUAAGGUCGAAAUCGUGUUCAAGACUGUUUUGUCUUAUACCCUGUAAGUAUGACCGCGAAAAUAAUGCGAACAAUUUUACGUGAUCUUUUAUGAAAAUUGUUUUGACUUUGAACAUCCUGGUCAAGGUCAUCGUAAAAAACACUCGUUCUAAAAGAUUUGAGGAUGUUUCUAAGGAAGGCGUUGGGAUUCAAAGGGGUUUUAUUUUUUCAUUGGCUAUUCACUGUGACCUUGAAUGUGACAUUUACCAUGAGUGAUGGGAAAAUCAUUAUCUAGACACGUUUUUUGCUUGAUACCCUAUACUUUAGUUCUUGGAUCCGUAUAGAGCGGAACAUUUUACAGGCGUGACCUUGACCACAGACGUUCAAGAUCAAUAUCUGAACUUAAAAUUUUCUGCUCUAUCCAUUUCUGAGGUAGAAGUAUAGGGUCCUAUUUAAAACAAAACGUUUUUAUUAUAAUAAGAUAGUCAAGGUCAUAUUCAAGAUCAUCACUGAAUAUCCAGGUAAAAAUCCUAAAACACGCCUUAUUUUUACCCUGAAUAUUCUAAAAUAUCUUGCCGUUCCGGGACUUUCAGAUCACCCUGUGUAAAAAACGACAUUUUCCGAAAGUGGACAAUUACAAGUGGAUCAUAAACACUACUCACCAUUUUAUCUUUUAAGCACCUACAUUAACAUGUCUUAAUCAGAUAGAAAAAGUUUUAUUUUCAAAAGUCUGACUGUUGGACUAUAAACAAAUUAUGUCAAGGUAUAGGGGACGAUUUUUUUAAUUUAUUUUUUUCAAAUAGUUCUUUAUUGGUGUACUUUAAUUUAGACUUCGCAAUAGAAGUGGCUCAUUUCAAUCCAUCCUAACUCUUGAGUGUUAAGCCCGUUUUAAAUGUUAUGCUGUAGGCGGAAAAGACGUUUUUUAUUUGAAAUUGAUCUGGGCUAUGAAGACUGAAAUUUAAGAUACCUAUUGUACAUAUUUAUUUUAAUGUAGCUUGUAAGUAGAUGUAUUUUUUCCAGUUUGUUUU
This is a messenger RNA of Acanthoscelides obtectus, 6126 nucleotides long. Lineage: Eukaryota; Metazoa; Arthropoda; Insecta; Coleoptera; Chrysomelidae. The record is from the annotation of a GenBank genome assembly.